CGGGCGUACACUACCUAUUAUCGUGCUGCUCCGCCGGCGCCGGUGCAUAAAACGAUAGCAGGACCGAACCAGGGCCGCUGCUCAGAACUUCCGCCGUCUGUCUUAGUACGUUUUUAUCGCUCGAAGAACGGACAUAGGGUUGAGCGGUGCCGAGAACUUUUCCGAAGCGAGACGAGAUGACCCCUGCAGCCAGUUUUGUGCUAAGUGCUGUCCUACUAGCAGCCACGUCCUUCGCCAUUCCGGUGGCUCAGAAUGGUACCGGGCUCGGUGCGGCGCUCACUAACAUUGCCAACAGCUUCGUGGUAGUGAGCGAGGAUGUAGAACUGGAGCCCCACCCGACCAGCAGCGGUGGCCACGGGGAGGAAUCGGUUGUGCCGGAAGCGCAAAGCGUGCUGCAUCUCGAAUCGGCCAACGUGCUUCCCUCGCUCGUGCACAUUUCGCUCACGCCCGAGGAGCACCACAUCAAGGCGGAAACGGCCGAGCUGGUGUACACCAACGAUACCGAUGCGCAGGGCGUGGUAAAGAUAACGAUCGUGUCGGAGGAAGAGGACUUUUCCGGCGAUUCCACCACGGACACAGCGACCGUACGGGAGGAAGAUGACGACGCCGUUACUACGGAGGAAACCACUACCGGGGAGGAGGAUGAGCUUACGACGCUAGAGCCACAGAGCAGCUCCAGCAGUAGCGCGACGACCGUUGGAUCCACUGCGCCACCGGAACCGAUCCUGACCGUGCUCGGUGCGGAUGAAGUGGACAAGGACAGGGAGGAGGAAAUUAAGGAAAACAUUAAGGAGGUGGAAGCAAUGCCAGUGAUAUUGACCGUAGGCGUUUAGCGGUGCCUUUCUGCUUUGUGUUUUUCAAAAUAAAUGAAUUAUUUUUGCACGAGUUA
Molecule: messenger RNA, 889 nt
Organism: Anopheles coluzzii
Lineage: Eukaryota; Metazoa; Arthropoda; Insecta; Diptera; Culicidae
Exons: 2
Coding region: 177-833 (218 amino acids)
Source: RefSeq, a predicted model, not a curated record